Molecule: messenger RNA, 2085 nt
Organism: Gossypium raimondii (Peruvian cotton)
Lineage: Eukaryota; Viridiplantae; Streptophyta; Magnoliopsida; Malvales; Malvaceae
Product: ACT domain-containing protein ACR3
Exons: 10
Coding region: 651-2006 (451 amino acids)
Source: RefSeq, a predicted model, not a curated record
AAAAACCAUAUUUAUGUGAAACUGCCACCUUUUUCCUUCACCAAAAACAAUAAACUUGUCCUUUUCUUUCUACCUUCUGUUUCUAAGAGAGAAUAUGAAGAAGAAGAAGAAGAAGAAGAAGAAGAAGCAGCAGCAAAGGUCUAUAAGUUUUUGAACAGACAUUUGCAAAGACCAUUGCAGUAGUAGGCACAUGGUAGUGAAAAAUGAAAAUUUAGGUGCAUCUAUUUUCUCAAGCUGGGGUUCUCAAAGGAUGAUCAGAAGACUGUUGUUUUUGAAUCCCUUUUCCAUGCUUUACCAUUGAGCCAAGAGAAUUCCCACUUGCUUUGUUUCAUUCCAGGUUUGGAAUCGUAGAGCUUUACUUGUUUAUACUUCAAGUUAAAAGGUUAAAUACAAACCGUUCAUGAUCGAUUAGGUUAAACUUACUCACAAGUGCCUGAUAAAUCUCCUGUAGUAACUUGUAGUUGAGAUAAUUUACAGCCAUAAUGUGAAUCUGAUGUCCAUCUAUAAGGGAUUGUCACAUUAAGUGUCAACCUUAACUAGAAGAUAAAUCAUCAAGAAUCCCUCUUGUUUCUUCAAAAACGUUUUGGAGGAAGGUCAGCUUCUGUCUGCCGUGAGAAACACAUCCGGAGUAUUUUGAAGCUGUGGUUUAAAUGGCUAAAGCUUGUUGGCCAUACUUUGAUCCCGAGUAUGAGACCCUAAGUGCCAGAAUGAAUCCUCCAAGGGUGUCUGUGGACAACAUUAGUUGCAGACACUGUACUGUUGUAAAGAUUCACAGCGUGAAUAAACCUGGAAUAUUGCUGGAAGUUGUGCAAAUACUAACUGACCUCGACUUCACUAUUACUAAAGCGUACAUCUCCUCUGAUGGUGGAUGGUUCAUGGAUGUGUUUCACGUCACUGAUCAACAAGGGAAAAAGAUCACUGAUGGAAGAACAGUUGAUUACAUAGAAAGGGCUCUAGGACCCAAGGGCCAUGCAGCUGACGGGAUGAAAAACUGCCCUGGUAAACGUGUCGGGGUGCACUCCGUUGGUAAUCACACUGCAAUUGAACUCGUUGGGAGGGACAGACCUGGUCUAUUAUCAGAGAUCUCUGCUGUCCUUGCCGACCUUCAAUUCAAUGUUGCUGCUGCAGAAGUAUGGACACAUAAUAGGCGAAUAGCUUGCGUGCUCUAUGUCAACGAUUAUUCCACAAAUCAUGCUGUGCAUGAUCUAAACAGACUGUCUAUUAUGGAGGAGCAGCUUAAGCAUAUCCUGCGUGGUAGUGAGGAUGACGACAAAGUGGCUCGUACAAGCUUCUCCAUGGGAUUCACACACACAGACCGGAGGCUUCAUCAAAUGCUGUUUGCUGAUAGGGAUUAUGAAGGCAGUGGAGUGACAAGUGAAGUUGAUUAUCCCUCAUCCUUCAAACCCAAGGUCACAGUUGACCGUUGCGAGGAGAAGGGUUAUUCUGUUGUCAGUGUCCAGUGCAAAGAUCGAGCUAAGCUCAUGUUUGAUAUUGUCUGCACACUCACAGACAUGCAAUAUGUAGUUUUCCAUGCCAAUAUCUCAUCCAAUGGCCCCUAUGCUUCACAGGAAUAUUUUAUCCGCCACAUGGAUGGCUGCACACUUGAUGCUGAAGGAGAGAAAGAAAGAGUCAUUAAAUGUCUAGAAGCUUCAAUUCAUCGAAGAGUAAGCGAGGGUCUAAGUCUGGAGCUUUGUGCAAAGGAUAGAGUUGGUUUGUUGUCUGAAGUAACGAGGAUUCUCCGAGAGAACGGAUUGUCAGUAAGAAGAGCAGGGAUCUCUACAAUUGGGGAGGAAGCAGUGAAUGUUUUUUACGUGAGAGACACUUACGGGAACCCAGUAGAAUCGAAGAAAAUCGAAGCACUCCGCAGGGAAAUCGGGCACACGAUGAUGCUUAAUGUAAAGAAGGAUCCAGGCAGUGCCAAAGCACCCGAGGCUGAGGCUAUUAGUACUGGAUGGGCCAAGACAAGUUUUUUCUUUGGAAACUUACUGGAUAAGUUGCUGGCAUGAUCAAAGAAAAUGAAAUAUCUCCAUGUUUGACUGUAACAGAAACUCUGAACUGUCUACAAUAAAUUCAAGCUUUUGCAUA